UUUGCUGUUGGCACUGCUCCCUAGUGGUAGGUCAGUGAAACUACAACACCUGCAUCCUUGUGCCAAGUUUCGUUUUCGUCAAAAAAGAUACACACACGUGUGUUUGACAGAGGCACAAAACCUAAAACCACAAUCGACAUGCACACGACUCGUAUCAGCGCAGAGAUGGCACGGAAUUACAGUCGUCUUGUGGAUGUGACGUCUGACACACAGAUGCAUCACCAUUCCCCAGUGUCCUCGAGCCAAGUUUGGCCCCAGAGCUCCACAGAGGAGGAAGGGGAGUGGAGCACGUCUCUCAUGGACUGCUUUGAGGAUGCAGCCAGCUGCUGUUAUGGGUUCUGGUGCUGCCCGUGCCUCUCCUGCACAGUGUCUGGGAGACUACAGCACCCAUACUGCCUGCCUCUGUGUGACUGUGUGAGCUCGCUCUGUCCUGUCCCUCUGCUGGUGCCCCCUGCUGGUCUCGCUCUGCGUGUGGCCAUGAGGAGCAAGUACAAAAUCAAGGGCACUCUGUUCAAUGACAUGGUUGUAGCCUGCUGCUGCUCGUGGUGCUCUUGGUGUCAGAUGCACCGUGAGCUAAAACACAGAAUGAAACCCCGCCAGAUAAUCAACGUCCAGAACGUGGUGAGUGUGCAGCCCCUGCCCACCACCAACAUGACCCCGGCAACUGUUACUAUGGACAACAGUGACAACGCUCUGCCCAAGUAUUAGCCUUGUGCUCAUCCACACUGCUAAACUACUUGCACAUCAUAUAUGCAUCUAUAUCAUAUCAUUACCAUCAUAUAUGUUCCCUACUCUAAGCAUUCUAAUUUUUUUUUUUCUAUUUAAAGGAGUCCUUUGAUGUGUUUUGGCUAUUUUAUAUUGUGUUCCUUGUAUGAUUCAAUUCUGAUCUAAAAGGAGUUAGUUACAAAAAGGGGUCCAUAACUUCAAAACUGUUCAAAACUGUUCAAAACUGCAGAAUCAAGUAGCAUUUCACUGAUUGUUAUCAAAAUGCGGUAUUUUUUUUAGAGUUUUCUGAAAAGUACUUUGUAUAAAAGAAAUUUUAAUUGUUGAGUAUUUACUUAAGUGUUGAGUGCCUUCUAAACAUUUCAGGAAGGGUGAAUGGAGUUUAAAAGUUGUAUAUAAUAAAAAUGAAUAACAAAAUAAUAAA
Messenger RNA from Boleophthalmus pectinirostris (great blue-spotted mudskipper), 1147 nucleotides. Its product is annotated as cornifelin-like. Lineage: Eukaryota; Metazoa; Chordata; Actinopteri; Gobiiformes; Gobiidae. The record is from RefSeq and is a predicted model, not a curated record. The transcript has 4 exons. Bases 139 to 708 code for a protein of 189 amino acids.